Bufo bufo (common toad) is the source of this 2887-nucleotide messenger RNA. RefSeq names its product solute carrier family 2 member 13 (gene SLC2A13). The coding region runs from base 301 to 2238 and encodes 645 amino acids. Gene Ontology annotation, biological process: transmembrane transport. Lineage: Eukaryota; Metazoa; Chordata; Amphibia; Anura; Bufonidae. The record is from RefSeq and is a predicted model, not a curated record. Gene Ontology annotation, cellular component: membrane. The transcript is spliced from 10 exons. Gene Ontology annotation, molecular function: myo-inositol:proton symporter activity.
CAGCGUUGCUCCUCAGUGUGGUUGCUCAGAGCCGCUGGUCCGCCCCUCGCUCGCUGGCUGUGGGUCUGAGAUUUCUGCCUCAAGGGACAAGCGGGGAAACAUGUACAAAGUCUCCGGAAAGUAAGGUGCUGGAAGCCGGCGCAGAGGAGCACAGCUACCGCGGGCAGGGAGGGAUCCGGGGCGGAGGCUCCACACAUAUGUCCUGGGCACCUAUCCCGUGUGCAGCCUGACUAGAGCGGCCUCGGCGGCUGGGACCCCGGCAGCUGGCCAUAGCGCACCGGUCCGCCCGCCACACUACCUAUGUCCCGCAAAGCAAGCGAGAAUGUGGAGUACACCCUGCGGAGCCUGAGCAACCUGAUGGGGGAGAAGAAGCGGAGGAAGCAUGACGAGGGAGCCGGGGAGCGGAGCCUGAUCGCCGCCGACUCCUACACCAGCAUCAACAGCCAGGCCAGCGCCACUGCUGCCCCGAGCUCCGGAGAGGAGCUGGAGCGGGCGGCCCGCAGGCAGUUCCAGCAGGAUGUCACCCCGGCAUUCGUCUACGUGGUGUCCGUCUUCUCUGCCCUGGGAGGCUUCCUCUUCGGCUAUGACACCGGGGUGGUGUCCGGGGCCAUGCUGCUGCUCAAGAAGGACAUGAACCUGUCGGCGCUGUGGCAGGAGCUGCUGGUGUCCAGUACGGUGGGGGCGGCGGCGCUGUCUGCGCUGGCAGGCGGGGUGCUGAAUGGAGUGCUGGGGCGCAGACCGUGCAUCCUCCUGGCCAGCCUGCUCUUCACCGCCGGGGCCGUGGUGCUGGCCGCCGCUCCGGAUAAGGAGACGCUGCUCGGCGGGCGCGUGGUCGUGGGACUGGGGAUCGGUAUUGCAUCUAUGACAGUCCCAGUGUACAUUGCGGAAGCUGCACCGCCGCAUUUGAGAGGAAGAUUGGUCACAAUUAACACCCUCUUCAUCACAGGCGGACAGUUCUUUGCAGCUGUUGUGGAUGGUGCUUUUAGUUACCUUUCCAGAGAUGGAUGGAGGUACAUGCUUGGCCUUUCAGCUAUCCCAGCUAUACUCCAGUUCCUUGGUUUUCUUUUUCUACCUGAAAGUCCACGUUGGCUCAUUCAGAAAGGCCAAACGCAAAAGGCUAGAAGAGUUUUAUCACAAAUCCGAGGCGUUCAAACAAUUGAUGAAGAAUAUGAUGGCAUAAAGAAUAGCAUUGAUGAAGAAGAAAAGGAUGCGGGUGCAGGUGGACCUGUCAUAUACAGAAUGUUAAUCUACCCUCCGACACGUCGCGCUCUUAUCGUUGGUUGUGGACUGCAGAUGUUCCAACAGUUGGCUGGCAUCAACACUGUAAUGUAUUACAGUGCGACAAUUUUGCAGAUGUCUGGUGUGGAUGAUGACAGACUGGCUAUUUGGCUUUCUGCUAUUACCGCGUUUACAAACUUUAGUUUUACACUCGUUGGUGUUUGGCUUGUGGAAAAAGUUGGCAGAAGGAAACUCACACUUGGAAGCCUUACAGGUACAACAUUUGCCUUGAUUGUACUUGCUUUGGGUUUUUUAUUAUCUGCUCAAGUCUCCCCUCCAGUUACAUUCACACCAACAGAUCCCACCAGUCAAAAUUCUACUUGCUCAAAAUAUAGCUUUUGUAAUCGAUGUAUGUUAGAUCCCAGCUGUGGGUUUUGCUACAAAAUAAAUGGAUCGAAUAUUGUUGAUUCAUCUUGCAUUCCAGUAGAUCCAAAAACAACUGCGCAGUCAGCAUGGGGCAGAUGUACAAAUGAAACCAAAUCUAAAUCUGGUUCACAUUGGGCUUAUAAUUACUGCCCGACGUCAUAUUCAUGGACUGCGCUCUUCGGAUUAAUAUUGUACUUGAUUUUCUUUGCACCUGGUAUGGGACCAAUGCCAUGGACUGUCAAUUCUGAAAUAUACCCACUGUGGGCAAGAAGCACAGGAAAUGCAUGUUCCUCUGGAGUUAACUGGAUUUUUAAUGUCGUGAUUUCCCUCACGUUUCUACACACAGCAGAGUAUCUUACAUACUAUGGAGCAUUCUUCCUGUAUGCAGGCUUUGCUUCUGUUGGACUCAUAUUCGUUUAUGGCUGCCUACCGGAAACGAAAGGAAAGAAGCUGGAGGAAAUUGAAUCUUUAUUUGAAAACAGACUUUGUACAUGUGGUGCCACGGAAUCUGAUGAGGGGAGGUAUAUAGAAUAUAUUCGCGUAAAGGGAAGUAAUUAUCAUCUUUCUGACAAUGAUGCUUCUGAUGUGGAAUAAUUUUCCUCAGCAGAUGCAUACUAAUCAUUUAAAAGCCUUCUGGAGAAGGACAGCUAUAGGUGACCUCACAGUCCUGCUUCUGGUCUGGUUCUCUCAACUGAAAUCCUAUUUGUUACUGAUCUGGAAGGACAAUUGAGUGAUUGAAAUUCAGAUAUCUUUUUGUUUCUUCUUGCUUUCUUUCCAUAGUGUUAUUACAAAUGCAUUCAUCCCCAGCUCUGUACAGUAUAUACUGAAUUGAUAAAAUAUAAAGAUACUGGAUAGAUCUGUAAUUAUCAAAAAUCUUACUAAUACUCGGUUUUAAGUCUUCCUUUUGUUGAUGCCAUGAAUAGGAUUAUAUUCCUUCAAUUUAAACAGAAAUGCACACGAUCAAAUGGAUAUGCACAAAAACAUUAUUAUACAAAUCAUCAUUUGAUGCUUUAUAAAUAUAUGAACGGUGUUUGGCUGGAACUUUUAUAUAUAAUGUAAUAUAUAUAUGGUGAAAAUCAAACUGUAACAUUCCAAUACAAAUGUAAUAUCUGCAUACUAGUAACAUUCCAAGUAUGUGUCAAAUGACCAACACCUAAGGCUCCUUUCACACUCGCGUUUUUUGCGGAUCAGUCAUGGAUCUGUAAAAACGCUUCCGUUACAAUAACACAACCGCAUGUAUCCA